Messenger RNA from Entamoeba dispar SAW760, 369 nucleotides. Its product is annotated as DNA-directed RNA polymerase I subunit RPA12, putative. The coding region runs from base 1 to 369 and encodes 122 amino acids. The record is from RefSeq and is a predicted model, not a curated record. Lineage: Eukaryota; Evosea; Mastigamoebida; Endamoebidae. The transcript is spliced from 2 exons. Gene Ontology annotation, cellular component: RNA polymerase I complex. Gene Ontology annotation, biological process: termination of RNA polymerase I transcription; DNA-templated transcription. Gene Ontology annotation, molecular function: zinc ion binding; nucleic acid binding; DNA-directed RNA polymerase activity.
AUGUCUAAUUGGAAAGAAGUAAUUGGAACAAUUCCAUCUAGUUUUUGUCCACGUUGUGGCGCAUAUCUUAUUCUUUCAGAUAGUGGAGAUAUUGUGUGUGAUGUGUGUCAUUUUGUUAUAAGUGCAGAUCAAUUCAAAUACAAUCCAAUUGAAACAACUUCUUCAAUAUUUGAGAUGAGUAAUAAAAAACGUAUUGAUUCAAAAAUUAAAGAAAUUUUACCAACAGGUGCUAUUGUAUAUGAAAAGUGUCCUAAUUGUGGAAAUGAAACAAUGCAUUAUCACUCUGCACAAGUUAGAUCUGUGGAUGAAGGUCAAACUGUUUAUUAUGAAUGUCCUAAUUGUGGUCAUCAAGAAACUGUUAAUACAUAA